Leopardus geoffroyi (Geoffroy's cat) is the source of this 2626-nucleotide messenger RNA. RefSeq names its product tubulin beta-2B chain. Lineage: Eukaryota; Metazoa; Chordata; Mammalia; Carnivora; Felidae. Gene Ontology annotation, molecular function: structural constituent of cytoskeleton; GTPase activity; GTP binding. Bases 1030 to 2367 code for a protein of 445 amino acids. The record is from RefSeq and is a predicted model, not a curated record. The transcript is spliced from 4 exons. Gene Ontology annotation, biological process: microtubule cytoskeleton organization; mitotic cell cycle. Gene Ontology annotation, cellular component: cytoplasm; microtubule.
GGUACCAGCCAGGGAACUGGGGAGUCUUGGAGAGAGUCGGGUGGGGCUGGAGGGGGCGCGGAGGUCGCCCCACCCCUGGAUGCAGCAACCGCAAGCGAGAGGGAGCCAGAAGCCCUUAAGAGAGACAAAAGAGAGAGCUAGUGGAUGCUGGGGGGGGGGGGGGGGUGGAGAGCCCCCUGGGGCUCCUGGGCUUUGGGUGUCCAGGGGCACUGUUCUUCAGACCCCAAAAGCCUUAUCACACACGAUUUUCCUCUGGGCUCGCGUGUGUCCCAAGGCUCUGUGUGACCGGGGUUCGGCCGCUGGACAGUCGGUGGUUUCUAGGGUUGGGGAAAGAGGGACGUCUCACGAGGGACGGGUAGCUUAGAGAUCCCUGGCCGUUAGCUGAGGGGGCGCCUCAAUCAACGCUGGCAGAGCAACCUGCCACAUAUGCCCUCCACCUCAACCUUCCACCUGCCAGCCUCCGGAGCACCGUGCGCUGCUUUCCAGAGCACCUGAGGGCCUCUCCACCUGCUCCAGUCUCCCUGCUCACCCCAUCUGUUACCAGCUCUCCCCCCAUCACCGGCCUACCCACACGGGUUACCCUGGCUUCGCCCACCUCCCGCCCUCAGUUCCCUCACCUACCCCCAAUUCUCAGUACCCAUCUCUUCCACCUUCCCCCAUCCAAGUCCUAGACAAUGCCCACGCCCCCACCCUACUACCCUAAGCCCCCAGCCCUCGCCUGGUCCGCAAGCCUGUGCUGAUUGGCUGCGGGCCCAAUGUCCAGCCCCCGGGAUGGUCCUUGGGGCUCGGAGCAUUACGUCAGCUGGGCCUGGAGAGCGCUAGCGCGAAGGGGACUGGGGGGCUCCGGCUGGGGGCGCGGCCUACGCAGGCUGCCCCACCCUCCCUGCAUAAAAGGCCCAGUCCGCCGGGCCGACGUUCUCAGCCAGUCGGUUCCCGAGCGUGUUCCCGGUGACCCCACAGUGGGUGUUUAAGGGAGGACGGACAGACUGACCAGACGCCGACCAGGGCCAGAAGAAGCUAGCUAACACCAUGCGUGAGAUCGUGCACAUCCAGGCGGGCCAGUGUGGCAACCAGAUCGGCGCCAAGUUUUGGGAGGUCAUCAGUGAUGAGCAUGGGAUCGACCCCACUGGCAGUUACCAUGGAGACAGUGACUUGCAGCUGGAGAGAAUCAACGUGUACUACAACGAAGCCACUGGUAACAAAUAUGUACCUCGGGCCAUCCUGGUGGAUCUGGAGCCAGGCACCAUGGACUCGGUCAGGUCUGGACCAUUCGGCCAGAUCUUCAGGCCAGACAACUUCGUGUUUGGCCAGAGCGGUGCUGGAAACAACUGGGCAAAGGGCCACUACACAGAGGGAGCCGAGCUGGUCGACUCGGUCCUGGACGUGGUGAGGAAGGAAUCAGAAAGCUGUGACUGUCUGCAGGGCUUCCAGCUGACCCACUCACUGGGGGGCGGCACAGGGUCUGGUAUGGGCACCCUGCUCAUCAGCAAGAUCCGGGAGGAGUACCCCGACCGCAUCAUGAACACCUUCAGCGUCAUGCCCUCGCCCAAAGUGUCAGACACGGUGGUCGAGCCCUACAACGCCACCCUGUCUGUGCACCAGCUGGUGGAAAACACAGAUGAAACCUACUGCAUCGACAACGAGGCGCUGUACGACAUCUGCUUCCGCACCCUGAAACUGACCACCCCCACGUACGGCGACCUCAACCACCUGGUGUCGGCCACCAUGAGCGGGGUGACCACCUGCCUGCGCUUCCCGGGCCAGCUGAACGCCGACCUGCGCAAGCUGGCCGUGAACAUGGUGCCCUUCCCGCGCCUGCACUUCUUCAUGCCCGGCUUCGCGCCGCUCACCAGCCGGGGCAGCCAGCAGUACCGCGCGCUGACGGUGCCCGAGCUGACCCAGCAGAUGUUCGACUCCAAGAACAUGAUGGCCGCGUGCGACCCGCGCCACGGCCGCUACCUGACCGUGGCUGCCAUCUUCCGCGGCCGCAUGUCCAUGAAGGAGGUGGACGAGCAGAUGCUCAACGUGCAGAACAAGAACAGCAGCUACUUCGUCGAGUGGAUCCCCAACAACGUGAAGACGGCCGUGUGCGACAUCCCGCCGCGCGGCCUCAAGAUGUCGGCCACCUUCAUCGGCAACAGCACGGCCAUCCAGGAGCUGUUCAAGCGCAUCUCGGAGCAGUUCACGGCCAUGUUCCGGCGCAAGGCCUUCCUGCACUGGUACACGGGCGAGGGCAUGGAUGAGAUGGAGUUCACCGAGGCCGAGAGCAACAUGAACGACCUGGUGUCCGAGUACCAGCAGUACCAGGACGCCACGGCCGACGAGCAGGGCGAGUUCGAGGAGGAGGAGGGCGAGGACGAGGCUUAAGCUCGGUGUAAAGCGGGUUAGGGAAAGCUGAGAAGGAAAAGCACGGGGGAGGGGGGCUUAGUGGUGAAAAUCUCGUGGCAGUCGAAGGAAAGAAGCAUGGUCUUCUCUAGGUGUGUGCGCGGCAUCUCUGGUGCUCUUCACUGUUGCCUGUCAUUUGGUUUCCUUUCUUUUUGUAAUAUUGACGACAUCAAUGUAACAUUUGAGCUAUUUCUGAACUCCUGUUGUAACGGCUAAAAUCACAUAAACGUUUGUGUCCUAA